This is a messenger RNA of Dioscorea cayenensis subsp. rotundata (Guinea yam), 1823 nucleotides long. RefSeq names its product transcription initiation factor TFIID subunit 6. The record is from RefSeq and is a predicted model, not a curated record. Gene Ontology annotation, cellular component: SLIK (SAGA-like) complex; transcription factor TFIID complex; SAGA complex. Gene Ontology annotation, molecular function: RNA polymerase II general transcription initiation factor activity; transcription coactivator activity; protein heterodimerization activity. Bases 73 to 1713 code for a protein of 546 amino acids. The transcript is spliced from 11 exons. NCBI's taxonomy places the organism in Eukaryota, Viridiplantae, Streptophyta, Magnoliopsida, Dioscoreales, Dioscoreaceae. Gene Ontology annotation, biological process: RNA polymerase II preinitiation complex assembly; transcription initiation at RNA polymerase II promoter.
AUUGGGCUUUGGGGCAAAAGGUCGAACAGGUUGCGCGCGCGCGCGGAGGCGCCCGCGCAGAGAGCUUGAGAGAUGAGCAUCGUACCGAAGGAGACGAUCGAGGUUAUUGCUCAGAGCAUCGGUAUCAGCAAUCUCUCUAGCGAUGUGGCACAGGCGCUGUCGCCGGAUGUGGAGUAUCGGCUGCGGGAGAUCAUGCAGGAAGCGAUCAAGUGCAUGCGCCACUCCAAGCGCACAGUACUCACUGCUGACGACGUUGACAGCGCCCUUAACCUGAGGAACGUCGAGCCUGUUUAUGGACUUGCCUCCGCUGACCCUUUGCGCUUCAAAAGAGCUGUAGGGCAUAAGGACCUGUUCUAUAUUGAUGACAAAGAUGUUGACUUUAAAGAGGUAAUUGAAGCACCUCUACCUAAAGCACCACUUGACACCACUAUAGUUGUUCACUGGCUUGCCAUUGAAGGGGUUCAACCUGCAAUUCCAGAAAAUGCUCCUGUGGAGGCACUUGUACCACCGUCAGAGAACAAAAGGUCUGAGCACAACAAGGACGAUGGGCUUCCUGUUGAUAUUAAACUUCCUGUAAAACAUGUAUUAUCCAGAGAACUACAGCUAUACUUUGAGAAAAUCACUGAGCUUACUGUGACUAAGUAUGACUCUGACCUUUUCAAAGAAGCUCUUAGAAGCCUGGCGGCAGAUUCUGGUCUCCAUCCAUUAGUUCCAUAUUUUUCAUACUUCAUCGCAGAUGAGGUUACUCGAAGUCUGAAUAAUCUUCCUGUUCUUUUUGCUCUCAUGCGCGUUGUCCGAAGCCUUCUCCAAAAUCCACACAUUCACAUAGAACCCUAUUUACAUCAGUUGAUGCCAUCGAUGAUAACAUGCCUUGUUGCCAAAAGGUUGGGGAAUAGGCUUGCUGAUAAUCACUGGGAGCUGAGAGACUUCUCUGCAAACCUAGCAGCAUCUGUGUGCCGAAGAUUUGGGCAUGUCUAUCACAACCUUCAGUCUCGGCUGACAAAGACUCUACUGCAUGCUUUUCUUGAUCCAUCUAAGGCAAUGACGCAGCACUAUGGUGCCAUUCAAGGGCUUGCUGCUCUGGGGCCCAGUGUGGUACGACUCCUUAUUCUGCCUAACCUGGAGCCGUAUCUGCAACUGCUAGAGCCAGAGAUGCUGUUAGAGAAGCAGAAAAAUGAAAUGAAGAGGAAAGAAGCAUGGCGUGUCUAUGGUGCCUUGCUGCGCGCCGCAGGUAAAUGCUUGUAUGACCGCAUGAAGUUGUUCCCUGGCUUGCUAACCCCUCCAACUCGUCCAUUUUCGAGGAGCAAUGGACGAAUUGCAACCUCCUCUUUACCAAAUAAACGAAAGCUAAGUGGCAGCCAACCAAUACAGCAGCCACCACUUAAGAAAUUGGCCGUCGAUGGGCCAUCAGGGCCAAUGCCUUCAGUCCCAAUAACAGCAAACACUCAAGUAGGAGCAGAAGGGUUCCCCAGCAUAUCAGGUGAUUCCGGCCUGGGGGCAUCCUCUUCUUCAGGACAAGUAUCAAAUGAGAGCACUUCGGGUGGAAGCCAGAGAGAUAAGGGUGAAGACAGAGCGACGAUGAUGUCCUCCGCCCUCACCCAAGCUUGGAAGGAAGAUGUAGAUGCUGGGCAUCUGCUGGCAUCUCUCUUUGAAUUAUUUGGUGAAGCUAUUUUCUCAUUUACUCAGCCGGUGGAGAUGUCGAUGUUCUUGUAAACUAUAUAUAUAUCACACACAGUAAUUUCAAGGAUUAAAUUUGUUGCUUGCUUAUCUUACAAACAGAGAUGUCUGUCUUUAUUAUUCGUCAUGCCAUCCCUAGUGCUUCC